UUGAUGGAGUGGCUCUACUUUGUGUUAGUGAUCACUUCAUUCAUCACUUGUUGGGAAGUCUCUCAGGAUGUGGUCCAAAGAAGUCUUCCAUGGCUCAGGAGAAGUUCUCCAGAAACUUCUUCAAAAAUGUAAUCGAAAGAAAAAGAGAGGAGGUGAGAGAGAGGAGGCGGCGCUGAAACUCUCCCUCUUUUGCUUCCCCGUCACUCCAGCUCUGUCGGUUCCCGCGCCUGAGCCGUGACACAGAUUUGCUGGUGUCUUCUGCUCCCCAAACUCCAACCUUGAUGAAAUAGCUGCUGAAGUGGCAGAGGAGCUGUCAGCCACCAACUUGCAAUAAAGAAGAGCGCCCGGAGGGGCUGAAGCAGCCGCAGACGAGCGGUGACAGCCGAGGGAGGCAGAGGAGAGUCUGCGCGCAGGUGACCGAGAUCCGAUGGAGGCGCGCGGUACGUGGGGUUAGGACGCACCCCCUGUGGAAACGCUUUGCUUUGUGGAUUAUAAAGUGCUGUUUUUUGGCACUGACCGGAACUGCAUCUUUCACCAAAUUCUAAUCAAGACCAUGAACGAUUCACCGACACAGCGCAUGAAAAACAUGCGGCAGCUGGCUUUGGAGAUUGGCAUCCGAGUUCUGCUUUUCGGAGUUUUCGUGUUCACAGAGUUUCUGGAGCCUUUUGAGAGAGUCAUUCAACCAGAGGAGCUUUGGCUUUACAAGAAUCCUUUAGUGGAGUCAGACCACAUUCCCAAGAGAGUCAUGUUUGCCAUUUCUUUCCUUACCCCACUGGCCGUCAUAUUUGUGGUGAAGAUAAUUCAAAGGACGGACAAGACGGAGAUCAAAGAGGCGUGCUUAGCUGUGUCCCUCGCUCUCGCCUUAAAUGGAGUUUUCACAAAUACUAUCAAGCUGAUUGUUGGAAGACCCAGACCAGAUUACCUGCAGCGCUGUUUUCCAGAUGGACAGUUGAAUCCAAAGAUGCUGUGCACCGGAGAGCCGGAGUUGGUCUCUGAGGGACGGAAGAGCUUCCCCAGCAGCCAUUCCUCCUUUGCGUUCUCUGGCCUCGGUUUCACGUCCUUCUACCUGGCGGGAAAGCUGCAGUGUUUCACGGAUCAGGGCCGAGGUCGCAGCUGGCGUCUCUGUGCCAUGGUGCUGCCUCUGUACAGCGCCAUGAUGAUCGCACUGUCCCGGACCUGCGACUACAAACACCACUGGCAAGACGCCUUUGUGGGAGGAGUCAUUGGGUUGCUGUUCGCGUACAUCUGCUACCGCCAGCACUACCCGCCGUUCCUGCACAUGGACUGCCACCUGCCUUACGCCAGCUUGGUUGGCCCCUCCACUUCAGCCUCCCAACUUCAGGACGACCCACAGCCCACCGACAACGCCACCACCCUCCCUCUUGAAGGUUUGACUGAAGGGCCAGUAUGACUAGUGGCCACAGCGGAGGCUUCCAGCGAUCUCCUCAAGUCCCCGAGUCCUCCUCCUCUCUCAUAGUGACUGUAGCCAACGUUCCACUCAACCUCCCCGUAUACAUUUACAUUCUGUGGUGCUGCCUCGGUCAGUCUUACACUGUUUUAUGUUCUCCUCCUUAGCUGCCAUUAAAAUAUAUAUUUAGAUUUGAUAGAUGAGAGGGAUCUGCGAAUGUGGGGCAUCACCGCUGAGAGGGAGGAAACGUGUAGAGAACUGUUGGCAGCUUCAGCUGAAACCUUUGAUGAGAGCCGUGGCUGUCACGCCGCUUUGUCGAAACACAGUGGUUGGGAGUGUGUAUUUGUGGACCCAGAGAGGUCCUAUAGGAUGUCACAGAAAAACAAACCAUGAGCAUGUUGAGUCUCCCGUCAGGAAGUAAUGGCAGAAAUUACACCACAGUGUUUUAGAUGUAUUUUCACAAACAAUAAAGGCUUUUGUCUGAAAAUCAAGGACUUGCAGGACCACUCCACACUCAUGCCUCCUGCGCUUUUCAUCAGGUUCUGUCGCCCAUAGCAACCAAACAAUAAACACACAGCAAAGACAUUCCUGGAGAAUCUGUAUGGUAGAAGUCUAAAACAAUAUUCAAUAUUCUGUUUCUCUCUGCUCUCCUGGGCUUGCAGUCCUACACUGCUUCAUUCUCUUCCUCUGCUCGCCACAUCAUCUCUCCCAGGCGCCGCUGAGCACAUGUUCCACCAUGCUGGACAGAGAAACUGACUCUCAAUGAGUGCAAUCAAUUACCGGCAGGUGAGCUGGCAGAGCGGCGUCCUGACAGGCACAAACUCUGAACUGAUCCGGCAUUAAUCCUCAUUAAGUUUGGUCAGCCACCGCUGCUUGAGAGGGUAUUACGGCGAUAUGACGCGUCCUGGGAGCUGACCAAGCAUGGAGAAGAGCUGUUAGUCUCCUGACGCCCCACAAAUAGACAAUCUAGCAGAAGACAGACGGCCUCCUAGGACUUUUAUUUCAUGUAUUUUUCAUGAAUUACCUCCAUUAUUUAUAACAGGAAACAAAGCAGGCACCAAAGACAUCCUCAUUUCUUUUAAUUGAUUUUGCACUUUAAUAUCACACAGCUAGAUCAUUGACACUUUGCAUACUGAUUGCAGCAUUUAUAAAUGUAUUUCAAACUAACGUCUUUGUUGCCUGGGAUUGUGUUGCCAUGGAUGUGACUUUCACUGGAGACAUCUUCCAGUUUGACUCUCCAACCUCCCAGGAAGCUUAGAGCACAAAAUCUUUAUUUACAUCAGCUGCAUUAGGCUCCCUGUGUGUCCCCUUUUUCUGCUGUAUCCUUUGUUCUUAUGUGUGUGUGUGCGCGUGUGUGUGGGGCAAACAAAGCCCUUUUCACACUGAUGCAAUACAAAAUGAAACUUUACAAAGAAAACCCUUCACAUGAGGGUAAACGGUGCUCCACUCUGUGUAUCGGGUUCUGAGAAAAACCCUGAUGAGACUCCAAAAUUUGACUUUAACAAAAGAACUAUCUUUUUGUGGUUUCAACAUCGACCUGAAAUCUGUGAAUGUGGGGUUCUGGGACCUUGAGGCGGAAAAAAAAUGAUUGUAAGACGUGUAUUUAAUUGUGUUCUACUGCAUUUGCCUGAGCUGGAAGUCUGAUGUGUUGUUAGUUUGUGCUCUUGUGUGGUUCCGCGUACAUUUUUAAGAGAUAAUUAUCCUUGCUAUGCUUGAAAUUUUCCAAUGAAGAGGUAAAGUUUGGUGCAAUGUAUACUUUUGUAGCAGUGUGCACAGUUUUAGUGAAAGUGAAAACUCAUUUUCUACCAAACAAAAAUAGAAAAUCAUUAUUUUACAUUUUGUGUUGAUACAUUCUUUGCUUUGGUUCUGUCUCCUCCAAGGCUGAGUGGAUAAAAGUAACUAAAACCUGUAAAAGAACAUUGAAAUAGCCAUCUGUUGUUAUUGUGAAGAAAAAUUAGGUGUUUUUCUGUCCAUGGCAUGCUGCUAUCAUUUGUGAGAAAAUACUUUUCUAUGACUAAGCAUGCCAGGCCUUGAAGACUGAGUUGUGUUUUGCUGUUUGUAUUAUUUACAUAUAAUAAAGAACUGCAACAGUGU
This is a messenger RNA of Oryzias melastigma (Indian medaka), 3502 nucleotides long. It is a transcript of the gene plpp4, whose product is annotated as phospholipid phosphatase 4. The record is from RefSeq and is a predicted model, not a curated record. The coding region runs from base 554 to 1411 and encodes 285 amino acids. NCBI's taxonomy places the organism in Eukaryota, Metazoa, Chordata, Actinopteri, Beloniformes, Adrianichthyidae. The transcript has 7 exons. Gene Ontology annotation, biological process: phospholipid metabolic process. Gene Ontology annotation, molecular function: phosphatidate phosphatase activity.